AUGAUCGCGACGAGUUGUACUCGUGCCGUAAAACAAUGUCAAGCAUUACAAAUUAUAAUUCAUUGCGAUCUAACUAAUACAGAUGCACAUCGAUUCUUUUCUUGUCUUGGUUUAACAAUAAAUGUUUUUGAAUUUUAUUUAAAAAAUAAUCAAUUAUUAGAAAUUACAAAUGAAAAUAGUCGAAGUUUAGGUGUUGGUCGAUGUUUAAUUAAUUAUAUGAAAAAUGUAGGAAAUACAUUAGGUAUUGAUAAAUUAAUAUUGGAUAGUGGAUGUGAACGAGGACGUGCACAUAAAUUUUAUUAUCGAGAAGGUUUUAUUAUUAAUCGAUUUGGAUUUAGAAUGUCGUGUUAA
Molecule: messenger RNA, 351 nt
Organism: Rotaria sp. Silwood2
Lineage: Eukaryota; Metazoa; Rotifera; Eurotatoria; Philodinida; Philodinidae
Source: the annotation of a GenBank genome assembly